AUGAUCCAGCACCAGAUAUGUAUCAACAGAACCCUCAGCCACAACCAGCUGCAGGCCACGCUGAUUUGGCUGCCUGGCAACCAAUCGUGUAUAUCCAGAGGACAUGGAGACAAUGAAAUUAAAAAUAUUGUUGAGGAUCUGCCUGACCCCAGCAAAGAUGCGGUAAAGUUUGCAGCAGAAAUAAGGGUUCUGGCAGAACAGUACCAGUCAUCUGCAGCUGAGAUAGCCCUUAUCUGUAAGAAGAAACUGCGGCUUAGGUGGGCUGAUGUAGAAGGGGACAUUGAUUCCAACCAGCUCUGGGCUGAGAAUGGCCUAUAUCAGGACCAACUGGUGGCCAUGUUGGGAAGAAUAGGAGCACUGUACCCUACCAAGACUGACUGGACGACCAUCAGAGAAUGCACCAUGAAGAAGGAUGAGAGCCUGGAAGCGAAUCGAAGGAGACUGGAAACCUGUUUCAGGCUGCACAGCGGCAUCAGAACAAAUGAACUGGCGUAUGGAGAUCUGUUGAAGGACACCCUGGUGAGGGGCCUGACACCAGACCUGGAGAAAGCGGUGAGAACCACCUGUAUCAGUUGGGAAACUGAACACCUGGCCACUGUGGUACAACAUUGCAAACAUGCUGAGCGACAACAAUGUGCUCAGAAGGAAGAAAAUAAUAAUAAUAAUAAUAAUAAUAUGCCAUUUAGCAGAUGCUUUUAUCCAAAGCGACUUACAGUCAUGUGUGCAUAUAUUUUUACGUAUGGGUGGUUCCGGGGAUCGAACCCACUACCCUGGCGUUACAAGCGCCAUGCUCUACCAAUUGAGCUACAGAGGACCAAAAUAAAAAAUAUGAAAAAGUGAAGACUCAGAAGUUGCAAGUUUCCCAGUUGACAUUCUACCAGGGGCAGGUGCCUGCUGCAGUGGGAGGUGGUGCAAGUGGAGGAAAACCCAAACCUGGAAGCUGUUCACCUGUCACAAGCCAGGCCAUUUCCCUGCACAAUGCAAUCAAGAGGCAGGGGCGGACCAAGAGGCAGAGGAGCCCCAAGGGGGGCCCCUCGAGGAAGAGGUCCACCAGGAGGACACUGUGGUAUCCCUCUGCUCAACAGCCAUGGCAACCGCCACCCAACCAAUGGCCAGGGCCACCCCCACAGGGGGUCCCUCCGCCACAGUGGAGACCACAAGGGGGCCCUCAAGGCAGAGGCCAAUCUGUGCAAUGGCAUUCUUCGAGGUAGAAUUGUCAGACCAACCAGAGCAGUUGUUCUUAAAGAGCCACACCCUUCCUCGAACUGAGCCAACAGUGGAGGCUUGCGUCCACCAUUGGUUGGUCUGACAAUUCUACCUCAUCUGUCCCUGUCUCUUCAUCAUGUCAAUAUUCUUCCUCCUGUUCUUGUCCUUGUACAGGGUUGUCUGUGCAGGUGAGCCCGUCUGUAAUCAAUAAUAUUUAUUGUUGAUACUGGGGCUGCAAUGUCUGUGAUUAACUGUAAGGCUAUGAAGAAACCUCCCAUGUCUAGUGAAACAGUCAAGACUGUUGGGGCCUCAGGCCUCCCUUUCAAGGAGCAUGUAACCAUGCCCCUGCCUGUCUCCUUUUGUGAGGAGAAAUAUCAGCAUCAAUUUCUCUACUCUGACCACUGCCCAGUCAACCUGAUGGGAAUUUUCAUGUCUGAAGCAGGCUUACAUUGCACGUCCCGUUUCUCACCAUUGACAAGAGACCUGAGAACAAAUGGCUGUUUGACAGUGUAG
This is a messenger RNA of Coregonus sp. 'balchen', 1719 nucleotides long. Lineage: Eukaryota; Metazoa; Chordata; Actinopteri; Salmoniformes; Salmonidae. The record is from the annotation of a GenBank genome assembly.